Thermothelomyces thermophilus ATCC 42464 is the source of this 792-nucleotide messenger RNA. RefSeq lists its product as uncharacterized. Bases 1 to 792 code for a protein of 263 amino acids. Lineage: Eukaryota; Fungi; Ascomycota; Sordariomycetes; Sordariales; Chaetomiaceae. The transcript is spliced from 5 exons. The record is from RefSeq and is a predicted model, not a curated record.
AUGCCGCUAGGGUCUGAGCUCUUCUCAGUUCCUAUGAUGGUUAUAAAGGGACUCGACGGUAUUAUCCAGGACGGCAGUCUGCCGCCGCAGAGCAGAGACUGCAUCUCUUCGGCGCCGGCCUCGGUCCCGUUCCCCGAUGUAUACGUCCCCCCUGAAGGGGUGAGGCCGGGGGACAGGGUGCCCGUGUUGCACAACUUCCACGGCAGCGCAUAUGCGUUUAGCAGCAAGGACAUUUUCUUCAGCCCCAUGGGCCUGUUCGACUUAAUGCACAGGCAGAAUAAAACCAAAUUCGUCGCCGUUGCCAACAACUACAGGUCAGUGCUCCUUCUCCUCCUCCUUCUCCUCCUCCUGCUGCUCCUCUUCCUCUGUGGCACGAAUGGGAAUACCGGGGUUACCUGGGCCGACGGGGAGGAUCUCGACGGCAACGUCGGGAUGCUGGACUGUCUCGCGGCAGCCGAGUGGACGGCGGCGCACAUCCACAAGUGUGGAGGCGAUAGGAAGCGCGUCACGAUCCUGGGGCAGAGCGCCGGUGCCGGCAUUAUCUACUACCUGACUGUGCUCGACGGCGGUAGGGGGCAGACGUCGGUCAGCAACCCGGAGCUGGCUUUUGCCUUCGAAGCGAAGCUGCUGGCAUUGGUGCUGGGCGAGGACAUGGCGUGGCCGACGUACGGUAAGGACAAGCGUAUGUACAACAUCACGAACACGUUCGAGGCGACGACCAUGCCGCCCAAACUGCGCCACCGGUGCGAACUCCUCAGCCGGUUUGUGCUCGACCCAGCCAACGGCGCAUGA